CCACGUCUCCAUCCAGCCAGCCUAGUUUCCUGUCGCACUGUGUGAACAUGUGCUCUCUGGGUUUCGCCAGAUCUUUGGGUUUUGCUCUCUUACCUCUUGCCACCUGUUGUAUUGUGGCUAAUGUCCUGCUCUUCUUUCCUGACGCUCAGGUCACCUACAUUCAGGAGAAUAAUGUCACCACAUAUGUCUGGUACUUUAUGGGGAUCGGAGGAGGUGGUCUGGCUAUACUGAUUGCUGCCUUUGUAUUUCUGGGAAUGGGCAAAUGUGCGGACGCCUGUGGGACAGAGAGCUGUGCGAUGUGUGGAUCAGUGCUAGCAGCUCUGGUGGGAAUGGCCGGCUCUGGAUACUGCUUCCUCAUCUCUGCCUUCGCCCUACUGAAGGGACCUUAUUGCUUAACCGAGAUGGGAUGGAUGUCUCCUUUCGAGAAUGAUGGGGCAAAGUAUCUGUUCGCCCGUGAGGAAUGGUCUGAAUGCAUUCAGCCCAAACACAUUGUGGAGUGGAACGUGACGUUGCUGGCCAUCCUCUUGGGUCUCAGUACAUUUGAGUUCAUCAUAUGUGUCCUGCAGUUCAUCAGUGGACUGGUGAAUGCCGUCUGCCGGCCGUGCUGUUAUAAACAGGAAUACAACCUGAAUGUUUGAAGAUCUAUCAGAGGUGAAGCAUACAAAUUCAUGAUUCAUGAACGGCUUUCUACUAAAUGUUUCUGGAGAUUGAGUCUGUAUUAGCAGUGCACACUUUCUGUAUAGAACAAAGAUUUCUAUAUUGUUCACAUGUUGUUAAGCAUAAAUGUAUUUUUGUAUGAGUUUGUAAGUUUUGUAAGUUAUUUUGUAAUUAUUGAGAGUGAUAGAAAUAUAUGCUUAAACAAUGUUUUAUAUGCAGUAUCUAUAUUGUAAGUUGCUGUAUGUUUUAAUAAUCAUUUUAAGGAGUAAAUGUCUCAUUUA
Molecule: messenger RNA, 938 nt
Organism: Triplophysa rosa
Lineage: Eukaryota; Metazoa; Chordata; Actinopteri; Cypriniformes; Nemacheilidae
Gene: tm4sf1
Product: transmembrane 4 L six family member 18
Exons: 4
Coding region: 48-638 (196 amino acids)
Cellular component (GO): membrane
Source: RefSeq, a predicted model, not a curated record